UCUGCCUCCAUAACUCAGCCAAGUGAAUAAGUAACCUGCUCUAGUAUCGGGAGAGGCGUGGUACCCUGAAAUAUCUACAGCUUAAAAUCGGUAAGGAAUCAUGGCCACAAUGAAGCUGGUAGUUGUCCUUAUGAUGACAACCGUCAUUGCCGUCUGGGCCCGUGACCCCGAGCUCACAACCGACUUCGCCGUCCCAGUAGGAAUGAACGCUUCCAUGAUCACUGGAGAUUUCUUCACAUUCACAGGCCUCAGAGACUUCUCCGCUGCUCCAAACACCUUCGGCUCCAAGAAGGUUACCCAUGUCGAAUUCCCCGCUCUCACUGGACUCGGCGUCGGUGUCACUCUCCUCGAGUACAAGCCCAAAACUCUGAACCCACCCCACACUCACCCCCGUGGAUCAGAGCUCAUCUACGUCUUGUCCGGACACUUGGACGUCGGCCUCAUCGACUCUGCCAACAAGCUGUACUCUGCCCAUCUCCAUGAGGGUGACUUGUUCGUGUUCCCUCAGGGUCUUGUACACUUCCAGAUCAACAUGUCCAAGAAGAAGAGUGUUCGCGCCCUCUCUGCUUUCGGUAGCUCUAACGCCGGCACCAUCUCGUUGCCCAGGAACAUCUUCGGUUCUGGAAUUGAGAACGAGGUUCUCCUCAAGGCUUUCAAGAUCACUUCCGCGGAGUUGAUGAAACUGAAAGCUCCAUUCAUGCCGACCAUGUAGAAUUUGCAGCGGAAAUAACUGAUGUCUCCGGGAGGAUUUAGUGCGUUUUGCAUGCUCAAUACUUUCGUAUACUGUGUCCAUCAGCUUGAUGGGGAUCACUCUAGGACAUGUUUUAUGAAGAUUUUUAGCGUCUCACCAGAAAAGGUUUGCUCCCCGUGAGGGAUCUCAAGUGAAUGUUUUUGGGGAAAACGCUACCAGGUAGUUUAAAUGUUCCAUUUACCUCUCUCAAAUAUACGGACAGUCUGAAGUCCAG
Molecule: messenger RNA, 965 nt
Organism: Marchantia polymorpha subsp. ruderalis
Lineage: Eukaryota; Viridiplantae; Streptophyta; Marchantiopsida; Marchantiales; Marchantiaceae
Source: the annotation of a GenBank genome assembly